Messenger RNA from Bipolaris victoriae FI3, 288 nucleotides. RefSeq lists its product as hypothetical. The transcript is spliced from 3 exons. Bases 1 to 288 code for a protein of 95 amino acids. NCBI's taxonomy places the organism in Eukaryota, Fungi, Ascomycota, Dothideomycetes, Pleosporales, Pleosporaceae. The record is from RefSeq and is a predicted model, not a curated record.
AUGCACUCCACCACUCUCAUCGCGGUCUUCACCGGCCUCCUCUCCUACACAAGUGCAACCUUCUUUCACGUUAACCGCGGCUGCAUCUACCUCAACGACAUCUAUAUCUGCGCCCCAAGCUCACGUGUAAUUGGCAAUGGCGUGUCUAAAGUUGAAGCCCGUCUCGACAAGCCAGAUCACUGCGUAAAGACAUUUAGGUGGCCCUCUUACUAUCAGGAUGUGUACUAUGGCGCAGACAACUGCUUGUACGACGCUAGUAGCAACAGGAUCGAUAAUCAGUGCUGCUAA